This is a messenger RNA of Ectocarpus sp. CCAP 1310/34, 2048 nucleotides long. NCBI's taxonomy places the organism in Eukaryota, Phaeophyceae, Ectocarpales, Ectocarpaceae. The record is from the annotation of a GenBank genome assembly.
UUUCUCGGUGCCUCUCCGUCGCCACAGCCGAAGCUAGAGCUGAGCUCAGGGAGGUGCAGGGAGGGAGAUCGCGUGGGGGAGAGCUGGAGAAGGAAGACCGGGGAUCUUGUAAGAAAUAUACGCGAGCGUGGCGAGUCGUUGGUGUCCGAAAGGAUUAUCUCGGAGGAUCGAACGGCCUGGAUACAAACAAUACCGGGAGAGCAAGGGGAUGGAGGCACUCGUGAACAUCGCGUAUGACCGCAUCAGCGAGGACAUCAUCCUGCUGUACGAUGCCAUGCGGGCCUAUAACGAGGCCCCGGCUCCUCGGCCUGACAUCUCGGCCGUCAUCGCGGCGAUAAGGGGAUCUCUGGCCAAGGAUUCAGAGAAGGCCAUGGGCCACGUCUGGUCCAGAGAAAACAGUAACGAGGGUGGGUUCAGCCAACGGGGGGAGGGGCUUGAUCCCGAUGAAGACGUUUAUGGUAGCAACGUAAUCAAUAGCAGUCCGUCCGAAAGGUUCGGAGCAGACGACGGGGGAAUGGUGCCCAUGGGGAAGGAGCCGCAGCUGUGGGAGUUCGCGAGGGAUGUGACGACAUCUCUGGUCAGCGACCUGGCCGUGAUUCCGCUGUGGCAAGUCAAGGUCAGCGCCGUAGCGCACAGAGGUCGACUGCCGGAGCUGUGGCCUUUCAUCGGGUACAGAAAGGCUUUGAUGGCCAUCAUCAAGGAGGAGGGAACAUCGUCCUUGUUUCGAGGGUGGGGACCCGUCUGUGCUGCCGGUCUCCUCAGGUAUUUCCGUCGGAGCAAGCUGCUGUACACGGACUACUACUGGAAAACCACACACCGCGUCACCACGAGAUUCAUCAUGCGAUCGGACAGCUAUAGCCGUCACGUCAACGACCCGGAGGUGUUGGCCCAGACGUACGAAGGCUUCGCCACCAGAAUACUAUGGGCUGGCAUCCUUCACCCCUUCGACCUCCUGGCGACAAGGAUGAUGACCGAGUCACGCCCCGAGUACGCCACCGGAGCGUCGUCUGUGCGACACGUCCUUAAGCAAAGGGGGUUUCCGGGGCUGUUCCUAGGGGUUAGGUCGUCAAUCUUGAACGUUCUCCUUCCCUUCGGCAACUGGUACCUCCUGGGGGUGCCGUUCUUGAUCAAGACUCGCCGGAUGCUGGAUGGCAUGGACACAGUGUUCCGAGCUGGCAUGGGCGGAAGUUUGGACAUGGUUCGGGCGAUUUUGAAGGAGGAGGGAUUCGCUGGACUCUUUGCAGGCUACCGUGCGACACUGUGGGGCAUCGGGCCGGCGUUCUUGAGCCUCUGCGGCGCGAGGCUGUUGGUGUAUGUCGUGCUGGGCUCUUCCCGCAGAACGAGCGAGCACAGGAGAAGACGUAAUGCACACCUGCGGCAUUUGAUGAUGACUUCACAUAGGGACCAGCAGCAACAGCAGGCCAAGCUCAAGAACUAGCCGCAAAGUAGGCGGGCAGACGUGACGGAACUUCGAAGCGAGGGGGAGAGGGUUGAACGGAGAAUGAUAGAUUCCCGGCGAAAGUGGAGUCGCUCGGUUUUGGAUGGAUUCAUGGGUCCACAGUUUUGUCGGUUGAGGGAUUGUACAACAUAAGGUCUGUUGACUGAUGUCGUCAUCGAUGUCGUCAAAUUGUUUGUUUGAAUGCUGAUAUACUUUUGUAAUUUGUUGAGGUUCGUUUGAUUGAUGUACGUCAUCAUCGACGUCGCGAAGCGCUACAUAUGGUGAAUGGUCGAAGUUGUUUUGCAAAGAUUGAUGUCUUGUUUGGGUUGGCCAAGGAAUAUGUUACCGGUGGUAAUAUCGAUUCCUGAGAAGUUUGUGAAUUGGUUGAGUUGAGUUGUUUUUUUCGUAUGUUGAGGUUGGUUACAGUAGCUACGUUUGCGGCAGUCCCUCUCGUGGUCGGUGUGAUUGGCCCGCUGGCUUCGCUCGGUCAUUGGUCAGGCAGACGAUAAGCGCAACAGCUACAAUUCUAAGCUUUUCAAGCAACACCGUGGGGCGAAGUAGGUAAGCACCAAGAAAGGACAAUAACAAUCUAGUACACUCGGGCGCCAAG